AUGAAGUUCCAGGUCCUCUCCGCCGCCGCCAUUGUGGCUUCCGCCUCCGCCGCGCCCUCUCUGGUCGCCCGCCAGAACGGCACCAUCCCCGACGGCACCCCCUUCAACCUGGUCUCGCUCCGCUCCGGCUCAAACCUGCAGUACGCCUCCUUCUCGGCCUUGCGGGGCGGCCUGUCCCUCAACGCACCCGAGCAGGGCGCCACCUGCCUCAACGGCGAGCAGAACUACGCCACCUUCACCCUGAGCCAGGGCGAGCUGCUCCUCUACACCCCCGACACCGUCGAGCAGAAGCUCUACACCGACCGCUCCGGCAUGGGCCAGGGCGUCCUGCAGUACUCGACCCAGCCCGGCGGCUACCUGCCCGGCCGCAACAGCGAGACCAAGGGCUGGGUGCUCGACCAGUACAACGACCUCACCUUCGACGGCGCCAGCCUGAUCGCGUGCCCCUCCAGCAUCGCCGGCGCCUACUACGUCUGGGUCAGCGCGGGUUUCGCCACGCCCGGCUACAACCAGAACUGCACCGGCAUCGCUGCCCGUGCCACCGUCGCCACGGAGCCCAACCCCUGCACCUACACCUUCACGGCCGCCUCCAACUCGACUGCUUAA
This is a messenger RNA of Diaporthe citri, 606 nucleotides long. RefSeq lists its product as uncharacterized. The record is from RefSeq and is a predicted model, not a curated record. The transcript has a single exon. Bases 1 to 606 code for a protein of 201 amino acids. NCBI's taxonomy places the organism in Eukaryota, Fungi, Ascomycota, Sordariomycetes, Diaporthales, Diaporthaceae.